AUGGUUGAAAACUCUACUGUAGUUGAAAGCUCUACUGUGGUUGAAAGCUCUACUGUGGUUGAAAGCUCUAUUGUGGUUGAAAGCUCUACUGUAGUUGAAAGCUCUACUGUGGUUGAAAGCUCUACAGUAGUUGAAAGCUCUACUGUAGUUGAAAGCUCUACUGUGGUUGAAAGCUCUAGUGUAGUUGAAAGCUCUAUUGUGGUUGAAAGCUCUACUGUGGUUGAAAGCUCUACUGUGGUUGAAACUAGAUAUGAUUUCUACACUAAAGACAGUGAUAGUCAACACCUAUUUAAAGAUCUGUCGUCUGUAAUUGAAAGCUCUACUUUUGUUGAAAGCUCUACAGAGGUUGAAAGCUCUACUGUGGUUGAAAGCUCUACUGUAGUUGAAAGCUUUACUGUAGUUGAAAGCUCUACUGUAGUUGAAAGCUCUACUGUGGUUGAAAGCUCUACUGUGGUUGAAAGCUCUACUGAGGUUGAAAGCUAUACUUUAGUUGAAAGCUUUACUGUAGUUGAAAGCUCUACUGUAGUUGAAAGCUCUACUGUGGUUGAAAUCUCUACUGUAGUUGAAAGCUUUACUGUGGUUGAAAGCUCUACUUUUGUCGAAAGCUCUACUUUUGUUGAAAGCUCUACAAAAGUUGAAAGCUCUACUUUUGUUGAAAGCUCUACUGUGGUUGAAAGCUCUACUGUGGUUGAAAGCUCUACUGUAGUUGAAAGCUCUACUGUGGUUGAAAGCUCUACUGCGGUUGAAAGCUCUACUGCGGUUGAAAGCUCUAUUGUGGUUGAAAGCUCUACUGAGGUUGAAAGCUCUACUGUGGUUAAAAGCUCUACUGUUGUUGAAAGCUCUACUGUGCUUGAAAGCUCUAGUGCAGUUCAAAGAUCUACUGUGGUUGAAAGCUCUACUGUGCUUGAAAGCUCUACUGAAGUUGAAAGAUCUACUGUGGUUGAAAACUCUACUCUUUAG
This is a messenger RNA of Limulus polyphemus (Atlantic horseshoe crab), 960 nucleotides long. Its product is annotated as facilitator of iron transport 1-like. Lineage: Eukaryota; Metazoa; Arthropoda; Merostomata; Xiphosura; Limulidae. Bases 1 to 960 code for a protein of 319 amino acids. The record is from RefSeq and is a predicted model, not a curated record. The transcript has 2 exons.